Molecule: messenger RNA, 1097 nt
Organism: Cydia splendana
Lineage: Eukaryota; Metazoa; Arthropoda; Insecta; Lepidoptera; Tortricidae
Product: pancreatic lipase-related protein 2-like
Exons: 2
Coding region: 52-1089 (345 amino acids)
Biological process (GO): lipid catabolic process
Molecular function (GO): lipase activity
Source: RefSeq, a predicted model, not a curated record
UUAUUGUACUUCAGUUGCAAGUAGAUCACCGGCAGAUAACGUUGUAAAAUCAUGAACGUAUUCAUCUUGUGUGUCUUGUUCGUAUACUAUAUUAGUGAUACAAGUGCGUUAGGCAGAGGCGAUUUGGAAAAAUAUGGACUUUUACAUCAAGCGCUGUACUCGAAAUAUAUCAAAUGCGACCACGAUAAACACACCAAUCUAGACGUCAACUUAGUCAACGUCUAUUUCUACGACUUCAGCAGAAACGACGUCAAAACAUUCUCAAUUGCCGAAGCAGCCGACGGUAUCCUCAACUAUUCAGGCCUCGACAUCAUGAGACGUUUCAUCAUCUUUGUGGCCGGAUAUAAGUCCAACAUUAACAAAAACACUGAACAACGCGUGAGAGACACCUUCAGAGACUUUCCUAACAGCUACCUAAUCAUUCUUGACCAUUCUCCUUACACCAAUGAGAAGCCAGGAAACUUAAAAGGCUACGAAAGAGCAGUGCAGUAUGUAUACUAUAUAGGAAAGGCGUUAGGCGAAAUGCUAGCUGAUUUAAGUAGAGGAGGCAUAUCACCCCAAAGCAUGCACUGUAUAGGACAUAGCUUAGGUGGACAAAUGCUUGGUUAUACAGGACAGACCUUCAUUGAUAUAACUGGAGAAAAAUUAUGGAGAAUUACUGCUCUAGAUCCCGCUGGACCUUGCUUUUCCAACAGCGUAAUUGAAGACCAAGUAAGAUCCGGAGUAGCUGAGUACGUAGAGGUAUACCAUUGUAAUGCUGGUGGCUUAGGAUCUUCAAGCGUUUUGGCUGAUAUAGACUUCUUUGUAAACAAAAAAGGCGAGUCCCAACCAGAAUGCGGAACACCAUUAAUACCAGGUAUCUUCGACUCUUCAAAAGCAGCCAAAUGCAGUCAUAAAACUUGCGUUACAGUAUGGACGGCCACGGUGAAGCAUCCUGACUGGUUCUUGGCGUGGAAAUGCGAUUCGUAUAAGGAGUUUAAGAAGGGUGAAUGUCAACCGGGUGAUGUCACUCUGGCUGGUUUCUGGAACCCUGGUAAUGCGACUGGCGUUUAUUAUUUCUCUACGGAAGGGUACGAUUUGGAUAUAUGAACUUAGAU